Cornus florida is the source of this 1331-nucleotide messenger RNA. Its product is annotated as N-terminal acetyltransferase B complex catalytic subunit NAA20-like. Lineage: Eukaryota; Viridiplantae; Streptophyta; Magnoliopsida; Cornales; Cornaceae. The coding region runs from base 321 to 884 and encodes 187 amino acids. The record is from RefSeq and is a predicted model, not a curated record. The transcript has 6 exons. Gene Ontology annotation, molecular function: protein-N-terminal amino-acid acetyltransferase activity. Gene Ontology annotation, cellular component: NatB complex. Gene Ontology annotation, biological process: N-terminal peptidyl-methionine acetylation.
UAUAUUAUACAAAAUAUUUUACACCCAGCCUUAAGGUUGAAAGAAGUGGUGAUACACUGAUACCACAAAUUUGUGCAAAUUUUAUAAUUAUUUUAGAAAUUAUUUUAUUAUUAGAGUUGAAAAAAAAAAAAAAAAAUUAAACCUAACAUGCCCUUGUAGUUUGUCUGUGGCUGGGUCAGGUAGGCCGUCGUUGGGCCCAAUGUUUAAAAACGCAGAGGGAAGUGUUUUCUCCCGCACUGGCGCAUUCUAUUACGACUCUCACACACAGAGUGUGUGUGAGAGAGAACGAGAAACAGAGAGAGAGAGAGAGAGAGAGAGAGAUGACGACAAUUCGAAAAUUCUGCUGCAACGAUUUUCUCCGAUUGUCGACUGUAAAUCUUGAGCGUUUCACUAUAACACACGGUGUGGAAGGCUACAGGCACUUCUUGGCGUGGUGGCCUCAGUACUUCCUUGUUGCCGAAGCUCCCGGAAAUCGAAUUAUGGGAUUCGUUAUGGGACAAACUCAAGAAUUCGAUUAUCCCCAUGGACAUAUAAAUGAAAUGGCCUUUGCUUCUGAGUAUCGCUCAAAGCAAUUCGUGAAGAACCUGAUGAACCACCUGGAAGAUAUCUUUGACUAUACUGACGCUGCAUACUUUGUGGACUUCCAUGUGAGUACAUCAAAAUCAUCGACAAUAAAGAUGUUUGAGGAGUUUGAUUAUGUCAUCUAUAGACGGAGGGAGCGCUAUUUUCGUGGCACGGAAGAUGCAUUAAAUAUGAGGAAAGCAUUAUCUCGGGAUACAACUAAGAAAUCUCUCAUCCCCUUUAGAGAUAAAAAUUCACGUGCUCCUCCUGGUGAACUGUACACAGCAAUUGAUGAAAAUGAAGCAGAUAAAGAUGAAUUUUGAGCAUGCUCUGUCGUAUCUUUUGCAGUACCAUAGAAAAUUUGAUCGAAAUGCAUUGAUGUGAAGAUCCCGGAAUUAGGCACCAUAUAGUGGUUGGUAGAUUUUUUAGUAAUGAAUUUUUGACAAUUGUGAUAUAUGAAUAUGAAUGUACGUUGUCUGGUGACAAGUUAUGCAUUACAGCAGGAUAUGAACUUGUGACAAAUGUGAUAUACGAAGAUGAAGACCGGUACUUGUGAAACUUUAGCUAGAGGAUUUGAUCGAAAUGCAUCUAUGUGAUAGCACCAUAUACAGGUGGUAGAUUUUUUAGUUAGGAACAGAAGUAUGACAAAUGUGAUAUAUGAACGUGUGCUGUCUGAUGAGGGGUUAUGCAUUUACAGCAGGAACAAUUGAGAUGUUUUUGUAAUGGUCUUGAAUUUAGUAUUUUUACGUUGAACCUUUUUGUUGUUGUUA